Messenger RNA from Stegastes partitus (bicolor damselfish), 5418 nucleotides. It is a transcript of the gene prkaa2, whose product is annotated as protein kinase, AMP-activated, alpha 2 catalytic subunit. NCBI's taxonomy places the organism in Eukaryota, Metazoa, Chordata, Actinopteri, Pomacentridae. The transcript is spliced from 10 exons. Gene Ontology annotation, biological process: intracellular signal transduction; protein phosphorylation. Gene Ontology annotation, cellular component: cytoplasm. The record is from RefSeq and is a predicted model, not a curated record. Bases 141 to 1814 code for a protein of 557 amino acids. Gene Ontology annotation, molecular function: protein serine/threonine kinase activity; ATP binding.
CCUGACGUUGCGCGUUUAACGGGCUCAAGUGUUCCUCCCUGGGAAGAGAAGUGAAGUGCCCCGCCCCACCGACAGGCAGGCAAACAGGCAGGCAGCACACCCACCGCACCGAGCGAGCCCAGCCGUCGGUAACGGAGAAGAUGGCAGAGCGGCAACAACAGAAACACGAAGGCAGGGUAAAGAUCGGCCAUUACAUCCUCGGCGACACGCUCGGAGUGGGGACGUUCGGGAAAGUGAAGAUCGGUGAGCACCAGCUGACAGGCCAUAAAGUCGCUGUGAAGAUCCUGAACAGACAGAAGAUCCGCAGUCUCGAUGUUGUGGGGAAGAUCAAACGAGAGAUCCAAAAUCUCAAACUGUUCAGACACCCACAUAUCAUCAAGCUGUACCAGGUAAUAAGUACUCCUACAGAUUUCUUCAUGGUCAUGGAGUAUGUGUCUGGAGGAGAGCUGUUUGACUACAUCUGCAAAAAUGGACGGGUGGAGGACACAGAAGCUCGUCGUCUUUUCCAGCAAAUUAUCUCAGCCGUGGACUACUGCCACAGACACAUGGUAGUCCACAGAGACCUCAAACCUGAGAAUGUCCUGCUGGACGCCAGCAAGAAUGCCAAGAUUGCUGACUUUGGACUGUCAAACAUGAUGUCAGAUGGAGAAUUCCUACGAACAAGCUGUGGCUCACCCAACUAUGCAGCUCCAGAGGUCAUCUCAGGAAGGCUCUAUGCAGGCCCAGAGGUUGACAUCUGGAGCUGUGGUGUGAUCCUGUAUGCCCUGCUGUGUGGCACUCUGCCCUUUGAUGAUGAACACGUCCCUACACUGUUUAAGAAGAUCAGAGGAGGCGUCUUCUACAUCCCCGAGUACCUGACCCGCUCUGUGGCCUCGCUGCUAAUGCUCAUGCUGCAGGUGGAUCCUCUGAAGAGAGCCACCAUCAAAGACAUCAGGGAACAUGAGUGGUUUAAGCAGGAUCUACCAGGCUACCUGUUCCCGGAGGACCCGUCGUAUGAUGCCACAGUCCUGGAUGAAGAAGCCGUACGGGAAGUGUGUGAGAAGUUUGAAUGCACUGACUCUGAGGUUAUGUCUAGCCUCUACAGUGGAGAUCCACAGGAUCAGUUAGCAGUAGCCUAUCACCUCAUCAUUGAUAACCGGCGCAUCAUGACCCAGGCCAGUGAGUUCUACUUGGCAUCCAGUCCUCCGCAGGGCUCUUUCAUAGAGGAGGGCAUGCCGCUGCCCCCCGGGGUCAAACCCCACCCAGAGAGGAUGCCUCCACUCCUGGCUGACAGCCCCAAGUCUCGUUGUCCUCUGGAUGCUCUCAACACCACCCGACCUAAACCACUGGCCGUGAAGAAAGCCAAGUGGCACCUGGGUAUCAGGAGUCAGAGCAGACCCUAUGAUAUUAUGGCUGAGGUGUACAGAGCGAUGAAACAGCUCAGUUUUGACUGGAAGGUGGUAAACCCGUACCAUCUGAGAGUGCGGAGGAAGAAUCCAGUGACAGGCAACUUGGUGAAAAUGAGCCUGCAGCUUUACCAGGUGGACAACAGAUCCUACCUCCUCGACUUCAAGAGCAUCGAUGAUGACAUCAUCGAAGCAGUGGGCUUUAAAUCGGGUUCGUCCACCCCGCAGAGGUCAGGCUCCACAGCUGGUCUCCACAGACCCAGACUGAGCAUCGACUCGGCAAGCCCAGCGAUUGAUCUGCCCCAGCUCAGCUCCUCUCUCCCAGGAUCCCUGUCGGGUAGCUCCCCUCUGCUCGCCCCACGUCAGGGAUCACACACCAUGGACUUCUUUGAAAUGUGUGCCAGUCUGAUCACCACGCUGGCGCGCUGAGACCUGCUGACUCCUAACCUCUCUGUAAUCUGGAUGUCAGUGGGGUUUUUAAGCUAAUUGCAGAUCUGGGAUGUAGGGAGUGUAGAUGUUUGGUGCGACUUCCUCUUUCUGUCUCCUCUCUAUCUGUUCCCGUGGUAUUGGACUGAAAGAGUGAGAGGAAAUAUAAAAGGCAAUGGGUAUGUGGUGUUCCCCUCAGAUGAAGGAGAGAGAAAGAGGGAAAGAAAAGGCUGAUUAAUCGCUUCUUUUUUUUCUUGUUUUGACACACUAAUUGGGUCAAAGUCUUGGUGUUUAAACAUCAGGCUGCAGCUUGUGAAAACUGAUCCCAGGACUGGAAUCUGUGAACUGGCAGAGGCCGGCGAAGCGAGAGGCCAGAGGUCACAAUUUACAGUCGUGUUGGAGUCAGCAAAGGUCAAGUUCACUGUCACUCGUCCCACAAAUACUUUCAAUCUGUUAUCAACUGCUGAAACGUCAUCACCCACCACACCACUUAAUGGCGGGAAAUCCUGCUGAGUUCACCGUAGACAUUGAUCGGAGGUCAGUUUUGAAUCUUGUCCCAUAUUUUAAUUGGGGCGCUGGUUGUAAAAACCGACAUUAAAUCUGUGUCUGAGGGAACAUAACUACAUGUAAAAUUUCAAGUUUUAUAUGAUAUGGUUUGUAAAGAAGCUUUUGUUAUCCAUGUAUUAUAUUUAUAUUACAAUCGUAUUACGUAGCUGAAAACGUUGACAAAGAUAUACCAAAUACCAGACUUUAUACAGCAUAAAGAUUAUUAUUUAGAUAUCAGAUCCAUAAUUAUUUUUGAGAGAUUUUUUUAGGCACUGUAGUUUUAUUAUUUAAGCACUGCAUCAACACAGAGUUUUAACUUGAUUUUGAAUAGAUUGUAGAUGAUCAAUGAACCUCGAGAGACAGCGGGAUGGUAGAACGAUAACGCUGAGACUGAUAUGAUGCAUUUAGUGUUGGGAGACAGAGUCACACCAUCUCACAUGAGUUUUUACAACCACUAUACUGCCAUUUGUAUGUUGAAGCAUAUAUAUCACUAUUUUCUUCACAUGAAAGCAUUGUUUUAUACAUUCACUAACUGUACUGAAUAUGCAACACACACACACACACAAUCCUUUACACUAACAAAGCAACUGUUGCUCAAAGUGUCAGUGCUGCUUCCCCAUUCACGCACAGAAUGUAUUUAUAAAAAAACAGCAAGCAGGCCGAUGACAUCAGGACGACAGACACAGUCAGUAUGCAGUAACAUGAGUAAGGACAGGUGGCGUUUGCCAUUUGUUACAGUAAUGCCAGCAACUCUAAGAGAAAGGAUUAUUCUUUUUCACAAUCACAUUAGAAGUUGUUAAAAAAAUGGCAAGUCUCUCAGAAAUUGGAGCCUAAUUACUCAUUUUUAAAACUAAUUUUCUUUAGCAUUAAAACAAAAGCACAUUUAUUACACUUUUAUGUCCAAUGCUAAUAUUUGUUUAAGAAAUAACGUCAAUAAACGAUCGAUUUUGUAGAUUUACAUAAACCUAAUUAGCCCUCUGUUCAUUCUUUAUGUGAACAAACAAAUGACGAAGCAGGAGGAACUAAGAUGACAAAUUCAUGUGAGAUGGUGUGAGUCUGCUGCAGGAGAGUAUAAGCCACAGAAACCUUUCUCCAGUUGCCUUAAAGAAUGCAACACAGUUAUUCUGUGCAUCUGUAUAUGGAGAGUGUGUUCAGUGUGGGUAAUGGAGAUCAGUGUGCCACAUGGUUGUCAUGUUUCCCUACUGACUUAAUGCUUGUGUGUUAGAAGGGUCUCUGGUACAGCUGUAGUGUGUGGGAGGUCAGAAUCAGAAAAGUGGGUGAUGAGAAGUGUAUUGUAGCUGUUUGGACUGUUGUCAGUUUUAUUCAGUCUGCACUUUAAAACUCGGUUACUGAGGCCAGCAGUUUGCAGGUUUACCCUUUGUGUGGAUGCACAGAUUUUACUGUACCCGUUGUUUGUGCUCCGUAUUGAUGAACGCCACGCUUUCAUUACUUUCAGAAAUGUUCCGCAUCGUCCUGUCACCUCAUAUUAAUGUUGUGUUUCGCUCUGGCCACACAUGAAGUCUUUUUUUCACUGAAUGUAAAGUGAAAGCUGGUGCUGCUCAUAUGAAACCUCCUCUCUCUUUCUCUGAGUUUGGUGUCUUGGUUUUAAAGCACCGUUGUUGUACAGGACUGUUGCCUUUAUGCUGUUCGCAGUAAAACUGAGGUCAGAGGGAUAGUUGGGUUUUUCUGUCGUGUAAAUAAGCCAUUUAGAAAUAAAUACUGAUAUGUAUAAGUACACUAACGUACUGUAAAUAAGUGAAACAAUACAUUUUGAAAUAAUUCAAUAACUUAAUCUCAUUAUUGGGAAAUUUCCUUCGUCAUUGUUACUUUUACAGGCUGGUGGCUCGUGGUUGGCUGAAGGAUGAGGAGGAGGAGGGGUUUGGCAACAGCAUGGUUUUAAGUGUCAUUGGGGAAAAACAGUAAGAGCAACUGUGAUAUAACAAUGCUGAAAUAACAAAGGGGUUGAGCUGUAAUCAGAUUAUUUCACAGUUUAUUGGUUCAUGUACAAACUAUUUAUUUCAUAAUGUCUUAUUUAUUUAUUUAGUGUUGGCUGAGUUAAAGGCUCACAAGCAUCAGUCUUGACUUUGACUGUUGAACUAAAUCCAUGUUGUUACCUGAGUGCUUUGUUGGACCUACAGUUGAUGUCAUUUGAAUCAUUUUUGUCGGCGUUGUGUUUGAAAUGGAUUCAGUGAUUUUUGCCUUAUGAGAGCAUCUUGAAGACUUUUGGUUGGAACAGUGAAGGCCACUUUGAUACUCUGCUGAAACCCUUUAUUACAUGUCUAGUGUUUUUACGUCCUGUGUAGGGUUCUCUGUUCAGUCUGCCACGGCACAUACACUGCUGAUUAUUCUUUGAGGUCGGGGAGAAAUGGCGCUCCCUGCUGCAAGACACGUGCAACUGAUCUGAACACGAAGCCACGCUCUUUGUCAAUCAUCUGUAUCACACUAUACUAUAUUGCUGUGUCUUAAAAGACUUGUCCUCUUUAUAGUGAGCAACUUUGGGAUCAUAUCUGGCCCUUUAUGCAUUCAUUCCUGGUACUGCUGCUCGUGACAACACAAUGCAAAACACUUAUCAAUGAAGUGCACUAUCCUGCAGAAGUCAUGGGUCAGAGUUAAAAACUCCUCUGAUAUCACCAGUAUUUACUGUCAGGUGACGUACUCUACCAUUACAACUGUAUGCAACUACCAGUGGCAUGUUAGUCAUGUUAACUCUCAUCUGUGUUUAGGGCUGGAACACAUGCCAGAGGGCCUAAUUAAAUACAGACUUUACGUGUUGUACCAAAGUGAGUAUUUUCCACAGCAAAGCUGUGCUCUCUGUUUCACUGUAGUGGGGUUCUUAUGAUUAGUGUAACCUUAAAUACCCCAGUAUGUGUGUGUGAUAUCUGUGUGUGCACACUGGUUAUUGUGUGUACAAGGGUAUGUGUGUGUGAGUGUGUUGGAGCUGUCUCUCCCUGUCUGAUUGGGGUUUGGAUUUCUCUUGUAAUGCACUGCAUGAUAUUGCUGUUAUGAUUUGCACUUUAAUGAGUAUUUAUUGAAAACAAUAAACAAGCAUAUAAAACAAAAA